Molecule: messenger RNA, 2826 nt
Organism: Venturia canescens
Lineage: Eukaryota; Metazoa; Arthropoda; Insecta; Hymenoptera; Ichneumonidae
Product: UDP-glycosyltransferase UGT5-like
Exons: 5
Coding region: 459-2048 (529 amino acids)
Molecular function (GO): UDP-glycosyltransferase activity
Source: RefSeq, a predicted model, not a curated record
AUUCGAAAUUGGAGUGUAUGAAAUAUCUAUAAUGUUAAGGCAAAAUUGUAAAUUUUCGACGUUCGCAUUUCCAUCUUGUUGAAUGUCUAUCGCGGAUUUACCGAUGAAGAAAUAAAUGCGCGAUAGAGGCGCGUUUCAACGUACACGUGUCCCGUAUUUUCCAACAGCCGUAAAUUUGUAAGCGUUAUUUCGAAAUCAGAAAAAAGAUUCAGUCGGAGACAAGGUGUUCCGAACUUCGGCAUAGUUCGCUAAUGAAGUGUUCGAUAACCCGAGUUUCCCGCGCGAACGUACGGUAGUGUGAAAAUUAAUAAACUCGUAUGAAAAUAUAGAAUAAAUAGUCGAACAUCCGCGGGCACAAUUAUUCAGUUAAUCAUCGUUGCAUCCUGAUCCAACAGUGAAAAUAGAAAUACCAAAUCGAAAGUGUAUAACAUUUGGAACAACGAAAUAAAGCAUCCUAAAUGAUAAUGAAAAUUGUAAUAUUUACAUCGAUUCUCUUCAUUUUAACGAUCCUGAAUUGCCAAAGUUGCAAUGGCUAUCGGAUUCUCGGUAUAUUCCCGCUAACAGCUAAAAGUCAUUUCAUCAUGUUCGAGGCAAUGAUGAAGGGUUUGGCUCGUAAAGGACAUCAAGUUGACGUGAUUAGCACAUUUCCUUUGCACAAACCAUUCCCAAAUUAUACGGAUAUUAUCGAAUUAUCGUCGACGUUACCAAAGUUUGUCAAUAAAAUGUCCUAUGACAUGAUGAAAAGUUAUGUUGCCCAGGAUCUUAUACAUUUUCUAGCUGUCACCGCGGGCACUGAAGUUUGCAAGAAUCUUGGACACCCGGAGAUGCUGAAAUUGUAUCGGAAUCCUCCAAGAGAUCCACCUUACGAUAUAAUGAUCACCGAGUAUUUCACCACCAAUUGUUUCAUUGCUGUUGGGCAUAAACUUAAAAUUCCGGUCGUUGGUAUGAGCUCGGCCCUUUUGUAUUCCUGGCUGAACGGAAUUAUCGCGAAUCCGCCUAAUUUAGCGUUCAUGCCGAACAAUUUUCUCGAUUACUCGCCACCCAUGAACUUCUGGCAAAGACUUUGGAACACGGUUUAUACAGGAAUCAACAUUGUGCAAUAUCGUUGGCUAACUCGAGAUCAGGACAUUGUGAUAAGAGAAAUUUUUGGCAAUGAUGUACCCAGUCUACAGGAAUUUGAACGAGAUAUCGCUCUCGUUCUCAUCAAUACUCAUAUAUCGCUGAACGGUGCAAGACCGAUAACGCCGGCUUUGGUCGAAAUCGGAGGACUUCACAUCGAGGAUGACAAUUUGGAUAUACCGAAGGACCUGAAAGCUUGGAUGGACGACAGCAAAGAGGGCUUCGUUUACUUUACAUUCGGUUCGAUGGUGACCAUCGAAACUUUUCCCGUGGAUAUUCUUCAAGCCAUUUAUAAAUCAUUGAAGAAAUUCGCUCCGAUAAGGGUUCUCUUGAAGAUAGUUGACCGGAAAAAAUUGCCUCCUGGCUUGCCGGAAAAUAUACGGACCUUCGUUUGGGCACCGCAGCUCGAAGUUCUAAAGCACAAAAAUAUAAAGGCGUUCAUUACCCACGGGGGCUUAAUGGGUACGCAAGAGGCCAUAUAUUGCGGCGUUCCAAUGAUCGGAAUACCGCUUUUCAUUGAUCAAUUCACUAAUAUUGAUCUCUACGUAUCGAAAAAAAUCGCCGUUAAAAUCAGACUUGAAUCGAUAUCGGAGGACACCUUGGAUCAUGCGUUGAAAGAAAUCCUGUAUAAUCCAAUGUACAAGAAAAAUGUCAUGGAAAUUUCGACAAGAUUUCGGGAUCGUCCGAUGUCUCCGAUGGAUACUGCUGUGUGGUGGGUCGAAUACAUAGCGAGAUAUGGGAACAAAGCUCUCAGAUCCCCCGCCCUGGAUCUCGCAUGGUGGCAAAUCGAUCUACUCGACGUUUACCUUUUCCUACUGGUCACUGCAUUAAUUAUGUUGUACUUUGUCAUAAUUCUCCUUCGGUUUAUCGUGAGAUUGUUGACAACAAUCAAUGGACCUAAAAAUAUCGAUAAAAAGAAAGUCAACUAAUUCGUAUCGGCUAACUAAUCGAAAUCGCGAAUUUGUUCGCACUAUCUAGAUUUCAUUCUAAUUUAAUAUAAAAACGACGAAAGCGCUGAUGAAACAGUCCUUGGAGAAACAACCCUCUUCGGUUUUACUGAAAAAGUUUAUUCAUUUUUUAAAUAAAACUUCGAGACUUUCCGAGUUCUCUCAAACCAGCUGAAUCUUUUUCAGAGUUCUAUAUUUUUCAAAUUCGUUUACAAUUAUACGUAUAAAAAAGGAUUGAAGUUGAAAAUUGAUCCAACUAUCUUUGAGUUUGCUUUCGAGUAGUUUUCAAUCAAUCCUUUUGGUUCAUUGGUUUUAUCCUCGAUUCUGGGUAUCGUUCUAUUGAUUAUGCUUCCUCUUUAUUUUUUGAAACUUUGCACCUACGUUUUUUAUAUCUCGUCGUUAUGAUGAAAGUGUAUGCAAAAGUUUAGCGAAAAGUUGUUUGUUUUUCGCAAGGUCGUAUGCCCGACGCUCGACAAGUUCGGAAACUUUUUGUAUUUUGAUCGAUAAAAAAUGGAAUAAAGUAUGAAAUCCAUUGAAAAAAUGUAACAAAUCUUAUCGAUUAUAAUAAUGAUUUUCAUAUCAAAGUAAUCGACAUUGGAACGCAUUGGUAAAACGCGCGCGCGCAUAAAUAUUAAGAAACGAUGUAGCGGCUCGAUGUCAAGUAUUUAAAAAAAGUCAAUGCGAGCACUAUUAUUACAUAGGACUCCCGAAAAUUGAGAAUGUUUUGAAAACGUAAAAUUCAAUAAACUAAAAAAAACAA